Racocetra persica is the source of this 380-nucleotide messenger RNA. The record is from the annotation of a GenBank genome assembly. NCBI's taxonomy places the organism in Eukaryota, Fungi, Glomeromycota, Glomeromycetes, Diversisporales, Gigasporaceae.
AAUCUCCAUAUUUUGGCAAUGUUCAAGUAAAUAAGGAAGAACGUGAUUGUAUGGGAAUCAAAGUUUGUCAAUUUACUGAUCCUUCGCUUACAAGUAUUGAGCACAAUGAGGUUGAUAUUGAAUCAUCGUUAUGGAAAAACAUUACUGAAAAUCGCAAUACUGAUUUUAAAAAAACAAGUACUUACAUUACUUAUUUAGCUGCUAAGGGUACAUCUUGCAAAUUCAAAUAUAAUAAUGAAAUUGCUUGUUCUGGAAAUCCGGUUUUAUGUAAAUCACGUAUUUCUCAAGAUCUACCGAAUGUAUAUCAAUGGUUUAUUGGCUGUUCAAUGUAUCGUGUUGGAGAUAAAUGGCACCGUUAUAUUAAAGUUGAUAGUGAAAAA